Messenger RNA from Exaiptasia diaphana, 775 nucleotides. RefSeq lists its product as uncharacterized. Bases 73 to 756 code for a protein of 227 amino acids. Lineage: Eukaryota; Metazoa; Cnidaria; Anthozoa; Actiniaria; Aiptasiidae. The record is from RefSeq and is a predicted model, not a curated record. The transcript has a single exon.
AGCAGCCUCUAUCCACCUAGGGGAAAACACUGCUCUUGCAGUCGGAAUUCUUCUAGUAAGUACUCCCUAGUGAUGGCUUUUGGUCCCCGAGCAGCUAAAAAGUGUUUACGCUAUUUUGUUUAUUUUGUGGGAUUCACUUUCACUGGUGUUUUUGUGAUUUAUGUAUUUUAUACUGGACAACGUCAUCAAGCUUACAUUCGUGUUCCAAACCUACAGUGCAACUACACAGAUCUUGAAGUUGAGCAACUGUUAAAUCUAACUUUUGACGUUCAUAAURUUCUUGAUCAACUCCAUCUAGACCAUUGGCUCAUGUAUGGUUCUGUUUUUGGCGCCCUUCGAGCACAAGGACCUUUGCCAUGGGACUACGACGUUGAUAUAGGAAUUAGAGGCGAGCAAUUUCUGGCGAUUGACAAAGCCACAUUUUUUCAGAGUUUUACAUCCAAAGGAAUCAGKUGUACAGAUCACCUUAAAASAARUGGUUUGAUARMGUUUAGUAGACSUGGAUGGAAACUUUCURUGGACGCGUUUACGUUUUACAAUUACAGAGGAAUCAUGAAAAGACCUGGAUGGGMWUCCUGGUUGCUUUUCGUCAACUACGAACUUCACCAUACUUUCCCCGCGCGAUUAGUAAAUCCACCUUUGCCGAAMACUAAGUUUGGGUUUUUCAACAUUUGCAUUCCUCAUGGGAAGAACGAAAUCACCAAAUAUUUGUAUAGAUUUGACUGGUGGAAGGAAGUUAGACCUUUACGAUGUUAAUAAUAAUYAUUAUUAGCGA